Molecule: messenger RNA, 1714 nt
Organism: Triticum dicoccoides
Lineage: Eukaryota; Viridiplantae; Streptophyta; Magnoliopsida; Poales; Poaceae
Product: ethylene-responsive transcription factor 1-like
Exons: 3
Coding region: 317-1267 (316 amino acids)
Biological process (GO): ethylene-activated signaling pathway; regulation of DNA-templated transcription
Molecular function (GO): DNA-binding transcription factor activity; DNA binding
Source: RefSeq, a predicted model, not a curated record
GAGACUUUAGCUGACUGAGAUUUAAUGAUCUAGAUUGUAUAGGAUCCCGCAAGACAAAGUGCAUGUCCUGCCAUGUGGCCCCUUGCCGGUUGCCACGUACAUCUGCCAUGUCAUCCGGAGCCGACCGUUGUGUUCCUGCCACCUGGCAUCAUGUGAUGCCUUGCCACCUCAGUUGUCGAGUCGUCCGAGGUACCUGUUCCGUGCCAACCACACGAUACGAUCGUCAGCUAGCUUGUGUUAUAAGUAGGUGCAUUUCCCUCUCUCUGUGACCUACACAAGACCUGAAAGAAAAAGCGCGAGACAGAAGGAGAAAACAAUGUGCGGCGGCGCCAUCCUAGCGGAGCUGAUCCCGCCGUCGGCGGGCCGUGCCUCGAAGCAGGUGGCCGCGGGCCGGGCCUCGCCAAAGAAGGCCGGCAAGAGCAAGGGGCAUAGGUACGGCAGCGUCGCCGAUGUCGACGACUUCGAGGCCGCCUUCGAGAACUUCGACGACGACCUCGACCUGCAGGCGGAGGAGGACGGCGACGAACAUGUCGUUUUUGCAUCCAAGCCUGCGUUCUCUCCGGGCCUGGCCUACGAUGAUGGCCGCGCGGCGCAGGCGGCGAGCAAGAAGAAGAGCGUCCGCCCCCUCCACGGCAUCCGGCAGCGGCCGUGGGGUAAGUGGGCGGCGGAGAUCCGCGACCCGCACAAGGGCACCCGCGUCUGGCUCGGCACCUUCGACACGGCCGACGAUGCCGCCCGGGCCUACGACGUCGCCGCCCGACGCCUCCGCGGCAGCAAGGCCAAGGUCAACUUCCCCGACGCGGCCAGGGCCGGGGCGCGCCCGCGCCGCGCCAGCCGCAGAACUGCGCAGAAACCGCAGCGCCCGCCUGCGCGGACGACGGCGUACUCUGCCACCGCAGCACCACGCGCACGGCCGGAGCAGGACGCUAUGAUGGUCAAGCCCGAGCGGAUGGAGUUUUCCGACGUGGACGCGUUCGUCGACCUCACCGCCGCCGUCGCCGUGCUACCGCCUGUCACGGCGAGCUCCUUCGCCGACAAGAUGCCGAGGGUCGACGAGGACUCGUCGGAGGGGAGCGGCGGCGGCUCCAUGUUGGGGUUCGCCGACGACCUUGGGUUCGAUCCCUUCAUGAUGCUCCAGUACGAAUCCAUGGACAGCCUCUUCGCCGGAGACGCCGUCAUCCAGGAUGCCCGCGGUGUGGACGGCGGCAUGGACGGCGUCAGCCUCUGGAGCUUCGAGGAGUUCCCCAUGGACAGCGCCAUUUUCUGACGUUUUCCGUGCGAUGCGCUCGAUCGGUUGAACGAAGGAAAGGGUGCUGCCGAUGCAUGGCUACCGCAUGAUUGCUUCCUUGAUGAACGCAGAUUCGAAAUGUAUUCCACUGUUUGAGGCUGCUCGUCGGACUGUAUGUGCAUAUGUACUGCUGGCCGCCUGUACUCUUUCAUGAUUUGUGCUAGUCUUUGGUGCUGUUGGUCAAUAGUCCUACCAAUUGAUCAUGUCGGUAGUGCCGUCUAUGACUGUGCUUGAGAUUGUUAAAUGCCGAAUAAGCUUGUGAGCCUGGUUAUCUGUUGUGUGUGAGUCACCAACUCAUCAUGUCAUGUUGAGUUGGAUUAUGUAAGAAAUACCGUAAUUUGCUGAAUUCGGCGAAGCUGCAUAAUUCUGGAUGUAUUUGCUACAUUGGGCAGUUGAUCUUUACCUAAUAUAAUGAUUUCAACCUUU